Dentiscutata erythropus is the source of this 237-nucleotide messenger RNA. The record is from the annotation of a GenBank genome assembly. NCBI's taxonomy places the organism in Eukaryota, Fungi, Glomeromycota, Glomeromycetes, Diversisporales, Gigasporaceae.
AUGUCAAGGGCAAUUUGGUGUGGCGACAUAAAGCAAGGUCCAUGGUUUAGUGGUUAUGACCUUGGAAUUAAUUCUAAAGAUAGAGCUUAUUGUCAUAACUGGGGUCCAAAACCACAUGGAUACAAAAAGUUAAUCAGAAACGUACAUGGCCAAUUUACUGCAGAUGAAUAUGAAUUUGGUCAAAUAUCACAAGGUCCAUGGUUUGGUAAAGAACUUGGAAUGGGAAAUGAAUCCUAA